AUGUCAGUUUCUAUCCAGAAUAGGACAAUAGAAUUCCAACAAUGUGUCACUACGUAUGAGAAGAUAAACAGGAAGCAACAACAACAACAACAACCAGGUUUUAUAAGGGCGAAAUCUACAUCGCAUCACCCCCAGCCUCCUCCAAAGAAAUCACAGUUCAGCCAACAGGCAAGUCUUAUAGCGAAGGAUAUAUCGCAUGUUACUGAGCUACUUGGCAAGCUAGCCAUCUUGGCAAAGAGGAAACCUUUGUUUGAUGAUAAACCCAUUGAAAUUGGAGAGCUCACCUAUGUGAUUAAGCAAGAUAUAUUUAGAAUCGAGACAAAUAUCCAGAACUUGCAAAAAUACAUCAAGGGCGAAGCCUCGAUAAAAGUGGAUUCUCAAACUACACAGUAUAGUAAGAAUGUUCUCACUUUGCUCAACUCAAAGAUGAAGAACGUUUCUGGAGAAUUUAAGAAUGUUUUGGAAAUUAGACAAAAGAAUGAAAUCAUGAACAAGAAUAGACAAAACAAUUUCAUUUCUUCAGUGAAUAACAAUCGCUCGUUGAAUAACGCAUUGCCAUUAAAUGCUGUUGUUAGCGAGUUCAACGAUAGUAGACGGUCUGAAUCAUUAUCGAAUCUUAAUGAAAAUCCCUUUCUCGUACAAGAAAAUCAUAAACUGAGUCAUGAAGCUACUGCAGCAGCAGCAGCAGCAGCUUCUGAUCCGGCAAUGGUUUCGCCUUACGAUAAUUCGGAGUAUUUGUCUUUACCAAACCAACAACAGCAACAAAUGCUUCUAAUGGAGGAACAAAAUAGUGGCCAGCAGUAUUUACAACUGCGGAAUCGCGCAGUGGAGAAUAUCGAGAGCACAAUCAACGAAGUGGGAAACUUGUUCCAACAGUUGGCAACUAUGGUGAGCGAGCAAGGCGAACAAAUACAAAGAAUCGACGCAAACGUCGAAGAUAUCAGCUUAAACAUUAGUGGCGCUCAACGAGAGUUGUUGAAGUAUUACGCUCAUAUCACGAGUAAUCGAUGGUUAUUCUUAAAGAUCUUUGGAGUAUUAAUUAUAUUUUUCUUCUUGUGGGUCCUCGUGAGCUAG
Lodderomyces oxycetoniae is the source of this 1074-nucleotide messenger RNA. RefSeq names its product t-SNARE syntaxin. NCBI's taxonomy places the organism in Eukaryota, Fungi, Ascomycota, Pichiomycetes, Serinales, Debaryomycetaceae. Gene Ontology annotation, biological process: intracellular protein transport; endoplasmic reticulum to Golgi vesicle-mediated transport; vesicle fusion. Gene Ontology annotation, molecular function: SNAP receptor activity; SNARE binding. The record is from RefSeq and is a predicted model, not a curated record. Gene Ontology annotation, cellular component: SNARE complex; Golgi membrane; endomembrane system. Bases 1 to 1074 code for a protein of 357 amino acids. The transcript has a single exon.